Molecule: messenger RNA, 1899 nt
Organism: Penicillium coprophilum
Lineage: Eukaryota; Fungi; Ascomycota; Eurotiomycetes; Eurotiales; Aspergillaceae
Product: putative very-long-chain acyl-CoA synthetase family protein (CefD1)
Exons: 4
Coding region: 1-1899 (632 amino acids)
Molecular function (GO): long-chain fatty acid-CoA ligase activity; long-chain fatty acid transmembrane transporter activity
Source: RefSeq, a predicted model, not a curated record
AUGGAUAUAGGAACCGCCGCCGCCGCUCUCUUCGCAGGAGCUACAGUCGCAGGAUAUCUGAAUGCCAAGUUUCACAUCCAGAAGGAUGUGUCAUCGUUGCUCACAAUGAAGCAUGCAGAGCGACAAUAUGCCAAUGCUAUCAGUCAAAACAAAGGAAGCCCAUGGUUCGUUCUACUACAGACUGCGAAGCAAUACCCCGGCAUGAUCUGCCUCUGGACUCGCGAGAGAUCAUAUACAUACCGACAAAUUAAAGACCAGGCCUGUCAAUAUGCCCAUUUCUUCCUAUCACAAGGCGUGAAGAAAGGCGACCUCGUGGCUCUCUACCUCCAGAAUAGCAGCGAGUAUAUCGUCGCUUGGAUCGCUCUUUGGGGAAUUGGCUGUGCCCCCGCCGCAAUCAACUACAAUCUUACCGGCGACGCACUGCUGCAUUGUCUGAAGAUCAGCGGUGCGAAUAUUCUCCUCGUCGACGAAGACGCCGGCUGUCGUGCACGCGUGGAAGAAAGCCAAGGCGCCAUCACAACAAACCUGGGAAUGAAGCUGAUGACACUGGAUACAUCGCUGAAAGAACAUAUCAGUGCUUUCCCAACAGCACUCCCACCCAAGGAACUGAGCAAGCAUAUCCCCGGGGACUUCCCUGCAAUCCUUCUAUACACCUCUGGUACAACGGGUAUGCCCAAGGGCUGUGCGUUCACCAUGUCCAGACUUUAUAACAAUCUCUUCAUCCGCCGGGGUCUGAUGGGAGACAGCGCUGGCCCAGACGGUGAUCGCUGGUACAGCUGUAUGCCCCUUUACCACGGCACAGCAGCUAUCGCCAUGAUAUCGUGUCUGGUUGGGGGUGUGAGCAUCGCCAUUGCACCAAAGUUCAGCGUUAGUAAAUUCUGGACAGAUAUCCGCGACUCGGAGGCGACGAUUUUCGUCUACGUCGGAGAAACUGCACGGUAUUUGCUUGCGCCGCCUCCAUCGCCACAGGAUCGAAACCACAAAGUGCGCUGCAUGUACGGAAACGGUCUCCGACCGGAUAUAUGGGAGCGGUUCCGAGAGCGAUUUGGAGUCGCUGAAGUUGGAGAAUUCUUUAAUAGCACAGAAGGUGUGUUUGGUCUCUUUAACUAUAACUGCGGUCCUUUCACGGCUGGAAGUGUUGGUCAUCAUGGUUUGAUUAUGCGUGGGUUAUUGCAUAAUGUCUUCGUUCCUGUUGCUAUUGACCCGGAGACUGGAGAUAUUCUGCGGGAUUCAAAGACUGGAUUUGCGGUUCGCUCGCCUUAUGACCAGGGAGGUGAGAUUAUCGUCAAUGUCCCUGGUGAAGAGGCUUUCCAGGGGUAUUGGCGUAAUGAUGAGGCGACCAAUAAGAAAUUCUUGCGCGAUGUCUUCAAGAAGGGGGAUCUUUAUUAUCGAUCUGGGGAUGCUUUGCGUCGGCAGAGCGAUGGGCGUUGGUAUUUCCUUGAUCGACUUGGGGAUACUUUCCGUUGGAAGAGCGAGAACGUAGCAACCGCCGAGGUUUCAGAGGUUCUGGGCCAAUUCCCCGGCAUCACCGAAGCUAACGUCUACGGCGUCCGUCUUCCCAAUCACGAGGGCCGUGCUGGAUGUGCAGCGAUUCAGAUUAGUCCAGAUACUCGUCAGACGUUUGAUUACACAGCGCUUGCAGGAUUCGUGCGGUCUAAACUGCCCAAAUAUGCGGUUCCGUUGUUCCUUCGCAUCGUUGAGAAUCCCACUCAUAUUCACAACCAUAAGCAGAACAAGGUGCCGCUUCGGGAUGAGGGUGUGGAUACUGCUUUGAUUGGGACUAAAGCUCCGGAGGGGAAAAAUGACCGCUUUUUGUGGAUCGCACCUGGUGAUGAGAGUUAUUCACCGUAUGGACAGAAAGAGUGGGAACAAUUGUCAGUCGGGAGUGUUCGGUUGUGA